AUGACGCCUCCUCCACGACGAGUAAAGCAGUGGUUGACGGGGCAGAACGGGCUCGAUAAAUUGAGGAUGGAGGAGGUGGAUUGCCCGGCGCCGGGUGAGGAUGAGGUGCUUGUUGAAGUACAUGCUGUGAGUUUGAAUUAUAGGGAUACUGAAGUUGCUAUGGGACUCUAUAACCACCACAAGUCUGUCGAACAUCCCCCAGCGCUCGUCCCGUGCAGUGACAUGAGCGGAGUUGUAGUCGCUGUCGGCCCGAGCUCCAAGAACACCUCUGAUCCCCUCAAAAGCCCAACAUUCCGUCUCCAACCAGGCGAUCGCGUCAUCAGCACUUUCGCACCAACUCAUCUUAGUGGGCAAGUUCAGGCAGCAGAUGUUGCGAAUGGCCUGGGAGGCCCUGCGCCGGGGGUGCUCACCCAAUACCGCGUCUUCCCAACGUACGGACUCGUCAAGGUUUCAGAUUACCUAAGUGAUGAGGAAGCGAGCUGUCUCCCAAUCGCAGCGAUGACGGCAUGGAUGAGCCUGAAUUGCAUGAGGCCAACUGGCAAGAUAGUCGGACCGGGAGAAACAAUUCUUUGCCAGGGGACUGGCGGCGUCAGCAUUGCCGGGUUGCAAAUCGCUUCUGCGGCCGGUGCGGACGUCAUCGUCACCAGCUCCUCAGACGAGAAGCUCAAGCGCGCAGAGAAGCUUGGCGCCAAAUACCUCGUAAACUAUAAGACGCGGCCCGACUGGGAUGCCGCCGUCUUGGAGGCCACCUCCAAUGCCGGCGCCGACAUCAUCUUUGAACUCGGCGGUGCGCUCACGCUCCGCAAAUCCUUCGAGUGCGUCAAGUUCGGAGGUUUGAUUGCAUGCAUUGGAUAUCUAUCGGGAAAGCAGGACGAAGCAGGGGAUAGGACGAAUACGAAUUUGCUGUGUCUGAAGAGGAACAUUACGCUGAAGGGUAUAUUGAAUGGGCCAAGGGAUAAGCUGCAGGAAAUGUUGCAGUUUUAUGAGCAGAAGGGCAUUAGACCGGUUGUGGACCGCGUGUUCACAUUUGAGGAGGGGAAUGAGGCGUUGAAAUACCUGUACAGUGGAGGCCAUUUUGGGAAGGUGGUCAUCAAGGUCAAGAAUUAA
Trematosphaeria pertusa is the source of this 1107-nucleotide messenger RNA. RefSeq names its product NAD(P)-binding protein. The transcript is spliced from 2 exons. Gene Ontology annotation, molecular function: oxidoreductase activity. The record is from RefSeq and is a predicted model, not a curated record. Lineage: Eukaryota; Fungi; Ascomycota; Dothideomycetes; Pleosporales; Trematosphaeriaceae. Bases 1 to 1107 code for a protein of 368 amino acids.